Sesamum indicum (sesame) is the source of this 2150-nucleotide messenger RNA. The record is from RefSeq and is a predicted model, not a curated record. Lineage: Eukaryota; Viridiplantae; Streptophyta; Magnoliopsida; Lamiales; Pedaliaceae.
ACCCGUUUUAAAAUUUUGCAGCGGGGAUGAAGAGGAGAAAUCGUUAAUCUAGAAGCCCUUUUCUUGUUUUUCACCACCAUACACGUAUGGGAAAAGCUGUCUACCAAACAACGUUGGGGGGUUCGUUUCUCCCGCGAGUUUCAACUGCCGAAAUCAUAGUACAGCCCAUUUGUCUCCUCCUCACAUCUCUUUUCUCCUUCUCUUUAGCCUCAUCUGUCUCUCUGUCUCAGCUUCCGUUGAACCAUUUUUUUAUUCUUCGUGUGUUCCCUGUUUUCCCUUUCCAUUCUUUUUUUCCCUUAAGACUUUUACAAAUGAUCGAUAUUAUCAUGUCUGCUCGUCGUUCCCUCAUUUAUAUGGCCCGUUUCUAGGGCAUUUUCCAUUUCCAAAUUUAUUUUAGAUGUUGAUAUAUGUAGCUCCGACGCCACCAUGCAAAUGGGGUUUCGUUGUUCCAUGGAAAUCCUCAAAUGGGAUAGUCUGAUGCUUCUUGUUCUGCCAGCCAUCGGCUAAAAUUUUCAUUUCUCUUUAUAUUUCAACCACUUCUUUUUUGUGGGAGUAGACACAUUUUGUGAGUGGUAUUUACCAAUUUGAGCAUUUCUCAAGGUUUUACUUAAAGGGAUGGGAAGGGUGAAGUUGAAGAUACAGAGACUGGAGAGCCUGAGCAGCAGGCAAGUUACGUAUGGCAAAAGAAGGAAUGGGAUCCUUAAGAAAGCCCAGGAAAUAUCAGUGUUAUGUGACAUUGAUAUCAUUCUUCUCAUGUUUUCUCCAACGGGGAAGCCUUCUAUAUUUCGUGGACAGCGCAGCAACAUUGAUGAAAUGAUUGCAAAAUAUGCUCAACUUACACCAAAAGAAAGGGCAAAAAGGAGGUUGGAGAGUCUUGAAACUUUGAAGAGAAACUUCAAGAAAGUUGACCAGGAUGUGGAUAUAGAAGAGUUUCUUGAUGCAAGCAGUCCAUCAGUAGAGGAAAUGCAAAACCGAGUAAUGGUGCUGCAGUCUCAACUUACUGAAGUACAUAAAAGACUAAGCUGGUGGACUAAUCCCGACAAAAUUGAGGACAUUGAGCAUCUCAAUCAGAUGGAAAAUUCACUUAGGGAAUCCCUGAAUAGGAUGCGGCUGCAUAAGGUAAGUGAUGGAUGGCUGACCGAAUGUGCUAAUAGUUGGAGGAAUAUGAAACAACAAUCAUAUGUUGGAUGGAAUAAAUUGCUCAAUGGUUUGAAUAGUUCUUUUGGACUAAUCCCAAUUAUUUCAUUUGAUUGCACAAGCCAGUCCCAAAAUGGCAUGCAUUUUCCAAUAAUGGCAUCCAAUGAUCCAGAUUGCCAAACACAGACGUGGCAUCCAGGUGGUGUGAGGGAACAUAUGAUACUACCAAAUGAACCCCAUUUCUUGACUAGUAGAGAUAUGGAGUGCUCCAGAGAUAUGUCCUUUCCUAGCUGUUCUGGUUUCUUUGGAAAUGUGAAAAAUCAAGAUAUCGACAAAGCAAUACCACAGAAAAAUGACAGACAAGAUGAUGGCAUUACUAUCGAUGAUUACGCCGGCUCAUCUUUCUUGAGACUCCCUCUUGCCGAACAAUAUCCCUUUCAUACAUUUGGAAACUUUAGUUUUCCAGAUAUGAUAGAGCCUGGAAGAGACGCAAAUUUUCAACCGGCCCCUAUAGACUAUCAGAUAAACGGCAAUUUCGAACUUCCAAGAUCUGUUUACAACAGUUUGGUUCCUCCAGCUGCUUCCUGUGCCAUUUCUAUCUUUAAUGACAACUCCUACCCACAGCCACCAAAUCAGUUCAAUGCUUAAGUCAAAGCUCAUCAACUCAUUGGCGCUCAAGACAAUCCGAAGAUCAAUACUUUAAAGAUGGCUCAAAACAGAUAGCUUACUCAACCGCAAACGACUGCCCAAACAAAGAGAUCUGCUGUUCUUUACAUCACAAGAUAAUAAGAAGUUGCUGUGGUAUAGCCAGGCAUCGUUGUUUGCCGUUCUCCUUGCCUAAUUUUAGUUCAGCAGUACUCAAAUAUCCUAUAUAUAUAGAUAUGAAUGUAUGCCCCAAACCAGGGUGAGAAAUGAACAGUAAGAACUUGAAAAACUAUGGAAAAAAUAUAUAUAUAUUGUAACAAUAAUAAUUACUAAGUUGUUUGAAUGAAAGAUAUGCUUGUUCUCCUGAA